AUGUGCUCCAGACAAAGCUCCGGAGGCUGCCAUGGGAUGUCCUCCCAGUCCAGCGGCUGCCACAGCCAGGGCUCCGGUUGCCACGGGAGCGGCUCCUCCAGCCACCAGUCCCAGGGCUCCUCCUGCUGCGGGGGCGGAGGGGGCUCCGGAAAAAUCAUCAUCAGCUCCGGCGGUGGAUCCUGCUGCAGCGGGGGAUCCUCCGGAUACGGGAUGGGAGGGGGAUACGGUGGGGGAUCCUCGGGAUCAAAGAGCAUCAUUGGAGGGGGAGGCAGUGGUGGAGGUUCCUCUGGAUGCUGCAGCGGGGGUUCCAGCUAUGGAAUGGGUGGAGGAUACGGUGGGGGAUCCUCGGGAUCAAAGAGCAUCAUUGGAGGUGGAGGUAGUGGUGGAGGUUCCUCCGGAUGCUGCAGCGGAGGCUCCUCGGGUUAUGGCAUGGGUGGAGGAUACGGUGGUGGAUCUUCAGGGACAAAGGUCAUCAUUGGAGGGGGAAGCAGCUCCUCUGGAUGCUGCAGCGGAGGAUCGAGCUACGGGAUGGGAGGAGGAUAUGGUGGAGGAUCCUCAGGAUCAAAGAGCAUCAUUGGAGGGGGAAGCAGCUCCUCUGGAUGCUGCAGCGGAGGAUCGAGCUAUGGGAUGGGAGGGGGAUAUGGUGGAGGAUCCUCAGGGACAAAGGUCAUCAUUGGAGGGGGAGGCAGCUCCUCUGGAUGCUGCAGCGGAGGAUCGAGCUAUGGGAUGGGAGGGGGAUAUGGUGGAGGAUCCUCAGGGACAAAGGUCAUCAUUGGAGGGGGAGGCAGCUCCUCCUCUGGAUGCUGCAGUGGGGGUUCCAGCUAUGGAAUGGGUGGAGGAUACGGUGGAUCUUCAGGAUCAAAGAGCAUCAUUGGAGGGGGAAGCAGCUCCUCUGGAUGCUGCAGCGGAGGAUCCAGCUACGGGAUGGGAGGGGGAUACGGUGGGGGAUCCUCAGGGACAAAGGUCAUCAUUGGAGGGGGAAGCAGCUCCUCCGGAUGCUGCAGUGGAGGAUCCAGCUAUGGAAUGGGUGGAGGAUACGGUGGAGGAUCCUCAGGAUCAAAGAGCAUCAUUGUAGGGGGAGGUUCCUCCGGAUACUGCGGCGGAGGAUCCUCGGGAUAUGGGAUGGGAGGAGGCUGCGGUGGCGGCUCCUCAGGAGGGAAGAUCAUCAUGGGAGGCGGAGGCAGCGCCGGAUCCUCCGGGUGCUGCGGUGGCGGAUCCGGCUACGGGAUGGGAGGAGGAUACGGCGGCGGUGGCUCCUCGGGCCAGACCAUCAUCGUCAGCUCUGGAGGCGGCAGCGGGGGCUCGUCCCAGCAGAAAUGUCCCGUGGUCAUUCCCAGCGUGGUGUCCCACCAGAGCAAGCAGAGCUCCCGCUGGCCCUGCCAGCAGAAGUAA
Hirundo rustica (Barn swallow) is the source of this 1392-nucleotide messenger RNA. RefSeq names its product loricrin-like. NCBI's taxonomy places the organism in Eukaryota, Metazoa, Chordata, Aves, Passeriformes, Hirundinidae. Bases 1 to 1392 code for a protein of 463 amino acids. The record is from RefSeq and is a predicted model, not a curated record. The transcript has a single exon.